CUUCAAUGAUAACCUAAACGACUCAUAUUCUCUAUCUCUCAUGCAUACGCUAAGCAAAAACCAUGUUCUAUGUUCUUCGUCUUCUACCUCCAAAACCCCCCAUUUCUGAACCCUGAAACCAGAAAGAAGAAAACUAAAUAAAGUUUCCAUCUUUAUGAUGAAAUUCCACACUAGUGUAGGGCUUUUAGCUCUGUUUCUUGCAUUUCUUUUUUCAUUCUUCAUCUCAUCCGAUUCUCAAAUCAACCCACCAACAGAUUCCGACGUGAUGUUAUCUCUGAAGAAGAGCUUAAAUCCACAUCCGGGUCUAGACUGGUCUGACCCAGAUCCUUGUAAUUGGAAACAUGUAGCCUGUUCCGUGGAUAAACGUAUAACCAGGAUUCAAAUCGGACAUCAGAAUAUCAAAGGUACUCUCUCUUCUGAUAUUUCCUAUCUAACUCAACUCAUAAGAUUGGAGCUUCAAUGGAAUAACAUUUCCGGGCCAUUACCAAGCUUGAGAAAUUUAACCUCAUUACAAGUCAUAAUGCUUAAUGAUAAUCUAUUCAAUUCAAUUCCUAUUGAUUUCUUCUCCGGCAUGACUUCUUUACAAUCUGUUAACAUCGAUAACAACCCGUUUUCGUCUUGGGAAUUACCCGAAAGUCUCAUCGACGCCAGAGCCCUGCAAAAUUUCUCUGCUAACAAUGCCAACAUCAUUGGGAAAAUACCUGAUUUCUUUGGCCCGGAUAAGUUAUCGGGUCUUGUGAAUCUGCAUUUGGCUUUCAAUAGUUUGGAAGGCGGAUUACCCGCUAGCUUUUCCGGUUCACAGAUUGAAUCCAUAUGGGUAAAUGGGCAAAAGAGUAAUGGUAAGCUCACCGGAAGUAUAGAUGUUAUUCAGAAUAUGACAUUCUUGAAAGAGGUUUGGUUUCAGUCAAAUGAGUUUUCGGGUCCAUUGCCUGAUUUUUCGGGUAUGAUAAAUUUGGAGAGUUUGAACCUUAGGGAUAAUCAUUUUACUGGUCUUAUUCCUCUGUCUUUAACAAAUCUUAGUUCUUUAAGGAUUGUGAAUUUGACUAAUAACUUGUUCCAAGGGCCGAUUCCGAAGUUUAGGAAUUCGGUUGAUGUGGAUUUCGUAAAGGAUACGAAUAGCUUUUGUCUACCCGACCCGGGUAACUGCGAUCCUCUAACGAAUACUUUACUCACUAUCGCAAAAUCUAUGGGGUAUCCUGAGAAAUUUUCGGAGAAUUGGAAGGGGAAUAACCCUUGUUUGGAUUGGUUUGGAUUAACUUGUAAUGGUGGGAAUAUUACUAUUAUCAAUUUUGAUAAGAUGGGUUUAAAUGGAACGAUUUCGGCCGAGUUUGCCUCGGUUAAGUCACUGAGAAGAUUGAUUCUUUCUGAUAACAAUUUUACCGGAACGAUACCACCGGAGCUUGUUACAUUGCCGGAGCUUUAUGAAAUCGAUGUCUCCGGCAAUCGGCUCCAUGGAAAGGUACCGUCUUUUAGGAGCAAUGUGAUGGUGAAGACAGGUGGUAAUCCGGAUAUUGGGAAGGACAUGUCGUCAUCUAAGGGAAACGAUGAAUCCGGGGGGAAAGGCGGCGACGGGUCGAAUGCUUGUGAGAAAUCCAAGAGUUGGAUCGGGACUGUUGUGUUCUUUGUUGUCGGCGGGCUUUUCUUGAUUUUCUUGAUUGGUUUUGUGGCGUUCUGUUUUUCCUAUAAGACAAAACAGAAGCGGUUUGGCUGAGUACUGGUUAAUCCAUGAAGAUCAUACGGGGAGUUUGGUGUUUUCUAGGUAGUUUAGUUUGUUGUCUUUAUUUGAUUUGUAGUACUAAGUCUAUAAUUUCUUUAUUUUUGUCAAUGUAGGGGUUUAGAUUAGAUGAGAUGAUGACCACAAUUUUGUCAUCAUUUAAGCUUUUGGAAAAUGGGGACUUGAAUCAUUUUAUGGAUGUAUGAAUAUUUGGUUUGAAAACAAAGCAUUGAAAGCCAAAAGACAAAG
Molecule: messenger RNA, 1963 nt
Organism: Impatiens glandulifera
Lineage: Eukaryota; Viridiplantae; Streptophyta; Magnoliopsida; Ericales; Balsaminaceae
Product: receptor protein kinase TMK1-like
Exons: 1
Coding region: 155-1711 (518 amino acids)
Molecular function (GO): protein binding
Source: RefSeq, a predicted model, not a curated record